GCGAUGGAGGUGAGAUUAUUUCGACGCAUUGGGUUCAUUUAUGCCGUGGUGUGCUUCAUCGGAUCGGCGGCCGGUGUUAUUAUUUUCUUCAAACAACUGGUAGAUGGUGGAAGGGAAUGUAGCGAGUUUUACUGCGAAGGAAAUAUUUCAGGUAGUGAAAGUAUGCUCCUCGCUACUAUUCAAAUGGUGCUAUGCUUGAUAUCAGCAGUGAUUUACGCUUUGCUGAAAGUUGGAAUAGAUGAGGCGAAGAUGAAGUACAUUCGCAUCCAUAAGGCAUUUAUGGCAACCAGAAAUUUCGUUCUGAUUGUUCGAUGGACAUUCGUAAGUGUGACCCUAGGUAUAAUACAAAUCGGUGGGGUCAAUCCCCCGGCUUUUGCAGAGCAACAGAAUUUCGCAACAGUGAUGCUUCUCUUCAUCUCAGUUUUAUUUGGGGUGGAAAUGUGGAUUACCGAUGGAAUUCAACGUUACGUGGAAGAAGUGUACAUUUACGAGGAAAAUGUUGAUAUAUUAUGAGUAUCUUUCCAAAGGCCAUACAUAAGGGGGUACUUUAAAGUACAUUCUAAGCUAAAAUUUAUCGUGUCGUAGUAAUAGGGAUGCGUUAAAUUAAGCUUCGGCCAAAGCCAUUCUUAAAUGCGAAGUGCUGCCAAUAAGAUCUCAGGACGUAUAUGAUAUUAUGAUAUUGUUUUGUUAUAGUUAGUCGUCAUCAAUGAAUUUAUUUAAGUUAAAAUAAUUCUUCAAGUAAUUUAUGACAUUUGUUGAAGCUUAUAAGAUUGUGUAGUCAAUAUUGGUAAGACACUCAAAGUCAUUCGUUUAGGUGCGCCCCUUUUUUACUUGUUCUGAUGAAAUAUAAAACAAUAUUACCGACGUGCCGUUAUAAUUUUUUUUUUGCGAAUUAUAACUCCUUUAAUAAUCGAUGAAUUUGUAUCA
Messenger RNA from Topomyia yanbarensis, 927 nucleotides. RefSeq lists its product as uncharacterized. The record is from RefSeq and is a predicted model, not a curated record. The coding region runs from base 4 to 513 and encodes 169 amino acids. The transcript has 4 exons. NCBI's taxonomy places the organism in Eukaryota, Metazoa, Arthropoda, Insecta, Diptera, Culicidae.